Molecule: messenger RNA, 702 nt
Organism: Geosmithia morbida
Lineage: Eukaryota; Fungi; Ascomycota; Sordariomycetes; Hypocreales; Bionectriaceae
Exons: 2
Coding region: 1-702 (233 amino acids)
Biological process (GO): maturation of SSU-rRNA from tricistronic rRNA transcript (SSU-rRNA, 5.8S rRNA, LSU-rRNA)
Cellular component (GO): 90S preribosome; preribosome, small subunit precursor; nucleolus
Source: RefSeq, a predicted model, not a curated record
AUGACCAAGAUGGAUGAGCAGAGAAUCGAGGCCACGACCGAGAAACGCCCUUCGGCGCGCCAACUCCGUCAUCAGCGCAUAACGGGCCAGAUCCACCCCCUCCUACCGACAAAGGUGUUCCGUCCCGGCGCCGCAGUGACGGACUCCUUCCUCGAGAGCAAGCACGACAGGCGGCUGAUCAGGCACUCGAGCUUCCUGUCUCGCGUGCGCUCCUCCUCCGACAAGGUCACCAAGAGCGGCGGCAGCUCUCGGCGACGACGCCGUCCCGGCAACAAGAUUGCCAGUCUCGACAGUCUGGGCGAUGCCCUGCCCGAUCUCGACGACGAGCUUGCCACCGGCUCCGGCGCCGGCGCCGGCGCUCCGGCCCACGGAAAGAUCCGUCACAAGAGUCUCAGGACCGGGAGGGGUGCGCUGAAGAAGAAGGAGAAGCUGGUGCGUGGUGAGAUGGAGAGGUUCGGCGUCAGCUGGGCUAGGCUGGCUGAUGCGCCGCCGCCUGUCACUGUCAAGGAUGAAGAGAUGGACGACGACGAUUCUCAGCAGCAGCAGCAAAAGCAGGAUGGUGAGAAGAUUGGAAUUGACACUGUUGCUCCUACACCUGCACCUGCACCUGCACCUGCACCUGCUACGGCAAAUCGAUGGGCUGCUCUGAGGGGUUUCAUCUCGGCUACCAUGGAGCAGAAUCCCGCCUUUGUCAAGAGAUAG